This is a messenger RNA of Saccharomyces mikatae IFO 1815, 1593 nucleotides long. It is a transcript of the gene ERG11, whose product is annotated as sterol 14-demethylase. The coding region runs from base 1 to 1593 and encodes 530 amino acids. The record is from RefSeq and is a predicted model, not a curated record. Lineage: Eukaryota; Fungi; Ascomycota; Saccharomycetes; Saccharomycetales; Saccharomycetaceae. Gene Ontology annotation, molecular function: heme binding; monooxygenase activity; oxidoreductase activity, acting on paired donors, with incorporation or reduction of molecular oxygen. The transcript has a single exon. Gene Ontology annotation, biological process: ergosterol biosynthetic process.
AUGUCUGCUACCAAGUCAAUUGUUGGUGAGGCAUUGGAAUAUGUAAACAUUGGUUUAAGCUAUUUCUUGGCUUUACCAUUGGCGCAAAGGAUUUCUUUGAUCAUAAUAGCUCCAUUCAUUUACAAUAUUGUGUGGCAAUUACUAUAUUCUUUGAGAAAAGACCGUCCACCUCUAGUUUUUUACUGGAUUCCAUGGGUCGGUAGUGCUAUUGCAUACGGUAUGAAGCCAUACGAAUUCUUCGAAGAAUGUCAAAAGAAGUACGGUGAUAUCUUCUCAUUUGUUCUAUUAGGUAGAGUCAUGACUGUUUAUUUAGGUCCAAAGGGCCACGAAUUUGUCUUCAAUGCUAAGUUGGCUGAUGUUUCAGCAGAAGCUGCUUACGCUCAUUUGACGACCCCAGUUUUCGGUAAAGGUGUUAUUUAUGAUUGUCCAAAUUCAAGAUUGAUGGAACAAAAGAAAUUCGUUAAAGGUGCUCUGUCCAAAGAAGCCUUCAAGAGUUAUGUGCCAUUGAUUGCUGAAGAAGUCUACAAGUACUUCAGAGACUCUAAGAAUUUCCGUUUGAAUGAAAGAUCUACUGGUACCAUUGAUGUCAUGGUCACUCAACCUGAGAUGACCAUUUUCACUGCUUCAAGAUCGUUAUUGGGUAAGGAAAUGAGACAAAAGUUGGAUACCGACUUUGCUUACUUGUACAGUGAUUUGGAUAAAGGUUUCACCCCAAUUAAUUUCGUCUUUCCUAACUUACCAUUGGAACACUACAGAAAGAGAGAUCAUGCUCAAAAGGCUAUUUCCGGUACUUACAUGUCUUUGAUUAAGGAAAGAAGAAAGAACAACGACAUUCAAGACAGAGAUUUGAUUGAUUCUUUGAUGAAGAACUCUACAUACAAGGAUGGUGUCAAGAUGACAGAUCAGGAAAUUGCUAACUUGUUAAUUGGUGUCUUGAUGGGUGGUCAACAUACUUCUGCUGCCACUUCUGCUUGGAUUUUACUGCACUUGGCUGAAAGACCAGAUGUUCAACAGGAAUUAUACGAGGAACAGAUGCGCGUUUUGGACGGUGGUAAGAAAGAAUUAACUUAUGAUUUACUAGAAGAAAUGCCAUUAUUAAACCAAGCUAUCAAGGAAACUUUAAGAAUGCACCACCCAUUGCACUCUUUGUUCCGUAAGGUCAUGAAGGACAUGCACGUUCCAAACACUUCUUACGUCAUUCCAGAAGGCUACCACGUUUUGGUUUCCCCAGGUUACACUCAUUUAAGAGACGAAUACUUCCCACAUGCUCACCAGUUUAACAUUCACCGUUGGAACAACGAUGCUGCCUCUUCUUAUUCUGUCGGCGAAGAAAUCGAUUACGGUUUCGGUGCCAUUUCCAAGGGUGUCAGUUCCCCAUACUUACCUUUCGGUGGUGGUAGACAUAGAUGUAUUGGUGAACACUUUGCUUACUGUCAACUAGGUGUUUUGAUGUCUAUCUUUGUUAGAACUUUGAAAUGGCAUUUCCCAGAAGGUAAGACUGUCCCAUCUCCUGACUUUACAUCUAUGGUUACUCUUCCAACCGGUCCAGCCAAGAUUAUCUGGGAAAAGAGAGAUCCAGAACAAAAGAUCUAA